GCCAUGGCGAUCAUCUCUCCCAAGAAUGCGGCCAAAAUCCACGAUUCGAGCAGCGGCCGCCCGAGAUUUCUCCCCCCGCACCUCAAUUCCUCCACCACCACGCUUCUUAAGCCGCUAUCGGCAUCGCCGCCAAGAACUGGGGCUCGCCCCACGCUCUUCCAGAAGCGAGCACUGCGCCGGGCCGGGGAGCCACACGCACGAUCGUCGACGCUGUCACAAAUCCCUCCUCCAGCGGCAAUCUCCAGCACGCCCGAUCUGGAGAGCCCCAACAUCGCGAGAGAGAAGAGGUAUGGGCAUAUUUUCGCCUCGCCGCCCAAGAACGCCAAGAAUCCUAGCAGCGCGGCGCUGCUCAAGCGGCGAAUCGAGGAGUGGGAGCAGGAAUUCCUGGACGAAGACGAAGAUCACGACCAGGAGAGCGGCGAUGGAUCCGGCGUGGUUGAGCUGGGGAAGAAUCCUGAUUCCGGCAAGAAGGGCGGCGGCGGCGGUGGAUCAAGGAAGGGAAUGCCGGCCAAGAAUUUGCUGGCGGAGAGGCGGCGGCGGAAGAAACUCAACGAUCGCCUCUACAUGCUUCGAUCGGUGGUGCCCAAGAUCACCAAGAUGGACAGAGCUUCCAUUUUGGGCGACGCCAUCGAUUACUUGAAGGAGCUGCUCCAUAAGAUCAACGAUCUACACAACGAGCUGGAAGCGGCGCAAUCCGAGAAGCAAAUUCCCCAUUCUCUUCCCCCUCCGCCCGAAUUGACGCCCACCUCCACCGCAAGGCCGCUCAUCAAAGAGGAGUCAUCCACGUCGCAAGCUCCCAUCGCCGAGCCGGAGCAGCCAGCGCGGAUCGAGGUGAAGAUGCAAAAGGGCAAGGAUUUCAACAUACACAUGUUCUGCGGAUCCAGGCCCGGAUUACUGCUGUCGAUGAUGAAAGCUUUGGAUGGUCUCGGAUUGGACGUUCAACAAGCAGUGAUCAGUUGCUUCAAUGGUUUCGUGUUUGACAUCUUCAGAGCCGAGGCAACCAAGGAAGGAGAAGUCGGCCCAGAGGAAGUCAAGACGGUGCUGCUGCACACUGCGGGUUGUCACAGUGUGAUAGCAUGAAAAACGAGAGAACGAGAGAAGAGGGAAAUAUUAUAAUCACGCGAGGAUAGAAAAGAGAGGGUAUUUGUAUCGUAUGCUUUCAUUUUCCACAAUGUAUAAAUCAAUGAAGUCACAACGGCAC
Messenger RNA from Selaginella moellendorffii, 1201 nucleotides. RefSeq names its product transcription factor ICE1. NCBI's taxonomy places the organism in Eukaryota, Viridiplantae, Streptophyta, Lycopodiopsida, Selaginellales, Selaginellaceae. Bases 4 to 1080 code for a protein of 358 amino acids. Gene Ontology annotation, molecular function: sequence-specific DNA binding; protein dimerization activity; DNA-binding transcription factor activity. Gene Ontology annotation, biological process: regulation of DNA-templated transcription. Gene Ontology annotation, cellular component: nucleus. The transcript is spliced from 4 exons. The record is from RefSeq and is a predicted model, not a curated record.